This is a messenger RNA of Xyrauchen texanus (razorback sucker), 6160 nucleotides long. RefSeq names its product seizure related 6 homolog a (gene sez6a). NCBI's taxonomy places the organism in Eukaryota, Metazoa, Chordata, Actinopteri, Cypriniformes, Catostomidae. Gene Ontology annotation, biological process: synapse maturation; regulation of dendrite development. The record is from RefSeq and is a predicted model, not a curated record. Gene Ontology annotation, cellular component: dendritic spine; dendritic shaft; neuronal cell body. The coding region runs from base 72 to 3029 and encodes 985 amino acids. The transcript has 17 exons.
CGUCUCUCUGCGUGUUCUCGAUUCCGUUGAGAAACAAUUGCGUGUAGCCCAACAGUAACACAACGAGCUGUAUGCUUAAAUACCUUGCGGGCACGUCUAAGUUAUUCUCGUUGGGUUUUUUAAAACAUAAGGACAGAAUAUACUUGAGUCAUUUCAGUAUGUGCGUAAGGAUCGUGCUUCAAACGAAAUCGCUCUUUCUGCUGGUGACUCUGAGUCUUACUUUGAUUGUCACGCGUUGUCAGGAUGAUGGAACUGCACAAAGAGGAGGAGAGUCAGAAUCAGAGAGAGAGUUCGUCCCUUUCAACAGCAAACACGAGCCACCAGCUGACAUCCAACAGCUCACUACAGACGCAGUGCCAAACAUCCCCAACCUGAGACUGCUCAAACUCCACUCCACUGUGCCAACCUUCUCUACCUCUUCAUCAAACACUGAACUUUCACAAUUGGUGCCUCAUGAAGAAGAUCUCGCCACCACGGUGACCAUGACUGCUACCACGGUGACCACUCCAGUUAUGACAGUCAUGCCCACAUCUGUGGAGCAAAGAAGACCCAGCAAGAUGCACAUUAGAACAUCAGAGAAGAUGCUGGUCACCUCUCAUCCACUAACAAACCCUACCAUUCCAACUUUCACUGCUCAAAAGACAAUUCUCACCACUGUAAUAGACAGCCUUUCGGAUCAGAGAGUGGUCAGCAAGGAAAAUACUUCGCCACCACCAUCUUUGUCAACUUCUCCUAAAAUGGAACCACAGAGGCCGGAUGGAAAAACCACACCAGGAUACUCUUCUGAAACAUCAGCAGCUCAGUGCAAUAUGAACUUCACAGAAGCCGAGGGUUAUAUAGAGAUGCCCCCUGAUGUCUCAUUUGAUUCCCAUGUACAUUGCACCUGUCUGGUUACUGUAUAUCUGGGUUAUGGAGUUGAGAUUCAGGUGCUGAAUGUGAGCUUGGAGGAUGGAAUAAAGGUAGUCUUGGAGGAUCUGGGUGGUCCUUUGCCCUCAGUCCUGGCCAACAGCUCUGUGUUAUCUAGAGGCCUGGUGCUGCGGAGCUCUAGUAACCAGAUCUCUGUGCAGUUCAGCAUGGAACAGGCCAAUCGGCCUGGUUCCUUACUCCUGCGGUACCGAGCAUUUGCUCUCAGUUGCGCUUCUCCUCUGGCUCCUGAUAAUGGUGAUGUAUCAGUCAGUGGUCUCCAGGUGGGAGGCGUAGCCUAUUUCUCCUGUCUAAAUGGCUAUCAGCUCCUGGGCCCCACUUCCCUCACCUGCCAAAAUGCCACAACACCCUACUGGAGUGGCAGAAAGCCCAGGUGUCAAGUUGUUUGUGGUGGGAUGUUGAGAAAUGCCACUCAGGGUCGUAUCGUCUCUCCCGGGUUUCCAGGAAACUACAGCAACAAUCUGACAUGCCACUGGGUGCUGGAGGCCCCGGAGGGCUAUUGGCUCCACGUUCACUUUGAGAAAGUGGCUCUGGCUGAGGAUGAUGACAGACUGUUGAUAAAGGAUGGCAGUAACAUUGACUCUCCGCCCCUGUAUGACUCAUAUGCAGUGGAGUAUCUGCCCACUGAGGGUGUGAUCAGCACCACUAGGUAUCUGUUUGUGGAGUUCACCAGUGAUGAGACGGGCACGUGCACUGGCGCUGCCAUCCAAUAUGAAGCAUUUUCACAGGGCAGCUGUUACGAGCCAUUUGUGAAAUACGGAAAUUUCUCCACAAGUGAUCCAGCGUUUGGAGUUGGUUCUGUGGUGGAGUUCUCGUGUGAGCUGGGUUACACACUGGAGCAGGGCGCUGUUAUCUUACAAUGCAUAAACCCUGAAAAUCCCCAAUGGAACGAGACAGAACCAGCCUGCCGAGCUGUGUGCAGUGGAGAAAUAACAGAUUCAGCAGGUGUGGUGCUUUCUCCAAACUGGCCUGAAGCAUAUGACAAAGGUCAAGACUGUAUCUGGGGUCUGCACGGGGAUGAGGACAAGAGAUUCAAGCUGGAAGUCAAUGUUCUUCGUCUGGGGAAGAAUGACCUGCUGACCUUUUAUGAUGGUGAUGACCUGACAGCCAACAUCCUGGGCCAGUACAGCGGCUUUCUCUCUCAUUUCAGACUCUACACCUCUACGGCUGAUGUGACCAUCCAGUUUCAGUCUGAUCCAGCCUCCAAUGUCUACGGCUACAACAACGGCUUUAUGGUGCAUUUCUUUGAGGUACCACUCAACGAUACCUGUGCAGAGCUGCCAGAAAUUCCCAAUGGCUGGAAGAGCACGUCCCAUCCUCAACUGACCCACGGAACGGUGGUCAUCUACCAGUGUUACCCAGGGUUCCAGCAGCAUGGUUCUGAGAUCAUGAUGUGCCAGUGGGAUCUAACAUGGAGUGGAGACGUACCCAUCUGUGAGAAAAUCAUGUCAUGCGAGGAUCCUGGGCUGGUGGAGAACAGUCGCAGACGGGUGACAGGCUCUCUUUAUGCUGUGGGAUCUUCAGUGGAGUACAUCUGUAAUAAAGGAUACUCACUUUCUGGCCCUGGAGUGCUCACCUGCUACAGCAGAGAUACUGCAGACCCAAAGUGGAGUGAAAGACUGCCCAAGUGUGUCCCUGAGAGAUAUGAGCCCUGCAGUAAUCCCGGCGCACCCUCUACGGCCAUCCAGAGUUCAGAAAAAGCUUUCUUCCAGGCAGGAGAGACACUGAGUUUUACCUGCCGUUCAGGAUAUGAACUUCAGGGUGAAGCGACUAUCCACUGUCUCCCUGGACAUCCCUCUCAAUGGAGCGGUGCGCCCCCUAUGUGCCAAGCCUCCUCUGGAAACUUUGAUGAACACAAACUGAAUGCUACCAGUGCAGAAUUCAGUGUGGAGGGUGUCAAUAUUGCCAUUGCAGUUCUAAUUCCUGUAGCACUGGUGCUGAUGUUGCUCCUAGCUGUUUUUCUCUGCCUCUCAAUAGCUCAGAGCAAGACCCUUCAGCUCCCUGGGUCUUCCUCUCCAUUGUAUGACAACAUGAUUGAGGAAUCUGCUUUUGAUAACCCCGUUUAUGAGACAGAAGAUGCAAGGCAAUACGAGGUGUGUAUGUAGAAUCCAUCUGUCUUUUGGAACCACUCCUCGACAAUAUCUCUACAUUCCUUUUCUCUGCUGGGCUCCAGUAAAUGUGUUUGUCUCUAGAGGACCUCUCCCAGCACAGUAAAGAUGGUGGACAAUAUGGUGUUUAUAUGCUGUAGCACUUCAGAGGCUGAGGCCUGUCUUGUACUUUCUUUGUCUGGUAACCAGUGGUGUAGUGGUGCCUGGAAAAGUGGGUAUACUCUUAAUUUAUGCCCCACAUUUUUUUUAAAGUGGCCCAGCAAAGGAUGAACACCCUGUGUUAUAAACAGUGACAUGUAAGACUAGUCUUGCAUAUUUAGUUCACCCCAAAAUGGACCAAUAGUAUUUGCACACAGUCACAUAACUUCUGCUGCUUGACUUCACGGAGUAAGGAUUGUUAUGAUAUUAAUAUUAGCCACAGAAGAGGUGCAGAUUUUGCAAUCAAUACUGACCCAAAGACUAUAGGAAGAGAGAACUACAUAAUUAUGAAUUUUGCAUGAACUAUUCCUUAUUCCAUCCACACAUGAAAAUUGGACAACUAUUAACCUUGCAGGUAGUCUACGGCAGUUUUUACUGGGUGUUUUUUGGGUAUAUUUGCAUUUAUUUACAUGCGAUUGCAGUGUUUCCCACAGGAUUUUGUGAGACUAUGGGGGUGGACCUCCGACCCUCUAGAGGGGUUUGGGGGCAUGCUCCCCCAUAAUAAUUUUGCACUUUGAGAGCAAAAUAAAGAGGCUAGUGUUGUGCUCUUGUAAGCAGUGUUGUGCUCUUAAAUCUGUAGUAUGCAACUUUGAAAUAAACUGAAUUGAGAAACAGCGCCCCAAAUUCUUCCUCAUAUACAUGAUGCUCUUCACCCCCAGCCAGGGUUUAAUUGACAGCUGUUCACAAACAGAGGCCUGCCUCACCAAAAGCGAUUGGCUAAAAUUUGCUGGAUUGGCACUACCCGACCCACAUUUUUCACUCAGAGCUAGAGUCUGUGGUGCUAACUAAUCUCUCACAGGGCCUCUUUUAACAAGACACCAUGUUUAUAGAUUGUUUGUAGAUUGUUUUAGAAAACAAUUUUUUCAAUGAAUAAAUUCUACCUACUGUAGCUUUAAAAAUGUCAUGCCCUAACCAUUCUGAAAAGCAGGGUACAAACUAGGGAUGUCAGUUUCAGCUUUUUAUCUUUGCUAAUGCUAAUGCUAGCUAGCUAGUGAAGCCGUAAGCAGUGUAACGAUGUGCCAAUUAACCUAGUAACGCUAACGUUAAUUUAUGUUAAUCAUCAUGAUUGUAACUUCAGCAGUAAUAUUAUCUGUUUGCGCUUGUACACUGAUGUGUCGAAUAGUGUAUAAAUGCAGUGGAUACAUUUAAUGUUAGUUAACAAUCCUCACCGAUCAUGUUGAAGAAAUAAUCGUCAUUGAUAGUACAUUUUUGUUUUCACUCGCCAGAUGUUUGAACUCAUGUAAGCACAAUGUAACUAAAAAAUAUAUUAAGCAAACUGAGAGAGGGGGCCUCUUCAUAUAUAUUUACACAAUAUAGUAUAUUGUAAUUUUAAUUUGAUUUUGCUUUAAAAUUUUAAUCACAUUUUAGCAUUUUAAAGCAUUUACAAAUUUCACAUUCUAUCAAUUUUUAUGAUGUCAUGAAAUCGCAUUUUUACUAAUGAGACAAGCUGUUGUCACUGUUUGAAAUUUCAUACAUAUUAUUAACAAAACAAUUCACAAGAUGGGAACCUAAUAAUGAAAAUUAGGGGCUGACAAUUAAUUGUCAAACAAAUAAUUGUGAUUAUGAUGAUUAAUUGCUUGUUUUAGGUGUUUCACGAAUAUGACGAUUAAUUAACAUAACAAACUCACUAUGACCUGCAGCCAACCUGUAUAUUGUAUUGUAUUGUGCAAUAGUAAAAUAUUUCUGCCUUAAAUUCUUCACUUUCAUACAUUAUUUUAAGGCUCUCUGAUUAACUCACAAGCCCUUAUUUCUCAUGAAGGAAGACUUAGAGUUUGUGUUUCUUGCAUUUGAUCAUCUCCACAGAAAUAGAGCAGGACUGUCUCACUGCUGCACUGAGUGAAUAAACCCCAUUUGCAUUACAUGGCCGUUAAUUGAAACUGGAGUCCUUUGCGUUCACAAAAUGAAUAAGUUUAUACCUCGUUUAUUUUUCACGAGAGUUUGGCGAAAGUCUCUGUAGACGGCGUCACAUCAGAACGCUUGAGAAGUGAUUCAGCUUCACAACUGAAUGACACAAGUGCUUUUUCCCGCGCUCAUCAGACAGCAUGCAAGGAAAGACAAGGCUGAAUCCAGCUUCAACUGUUUGCAUUCAGUAAAAGGGACUCGGUGUUCGAAACUACACAACUCAAUCACCGGCGAGUGAAAUGUUCAUUUAAUUAUUGAAAGUGCGGCAUCAUUUUAUUAUGCCUCACUUUACUUGUUGACAGUGGCUAAUAGACAUUUUUUGGUCGCACAGUGAGAAAUUUACUUGCAUAUGUGAGUGAUUUAUUCGCAAUGUAGAAGGCUGAGUUAACGUUACCUCAAAGAUUUGUCGUCGUCCUCAACCAAAUAUCAGACGGAAUACUCCAGUGUAGAUAUCUGCGAGCGCGUGAGUUUACAGCAACGGGUGAGGAACUGACUGGCGCGCGCGACAGAGCGCAAAACGCAGCCUUUUAUUUUAUGUUAUUGUGAGUGCAAAAUUAUUUUAGAUGAGAAGUGUAAAAAUGUUUUCGGUUCAUUAUGAGACCGUGGCUGGGCAAAUUAGAUUAGUCAAUUAAUGGGAAACACUGCGAUUGGAUUAGCUACUCAUGUGCUGGACUGUCAUGUUUUUGGCUAUUGCAGGACACUACUGAAUGAUGCGCAUCAGAGGGGAUUUAGAAGUGGGUAUACGCAAUGCAGACCUAUAAAGAAGUGGGUAUACGCCGUAUACCCGCCACUACAUCCCUGCUGGUAACCCCUUAAGGCUCACACUUUGAGGUUGGAUGAGUCAUUUAGGUAUUUUAUUUAAUUUUUUCACAUUGAGGGACAAUAAAGGCGAAAACUGUUUUCACCCACAUGCAGCAAAACUCAUGAGAUUCAGGUGGGUGAGUGGCUGAAGAAUGGUGCUUCAAUUUAAUUUCAGAAUGAGCCCUGAUCAUGGUGUUUAAGACCUUUUCUCUGUUCAUGUAUAACAC